AUGGCGAGUGACCAGAGUUGCAAGAGAACGCCAGAAGCCCUAUCGAAUCACGUAGUAGCACCUCUGCAAAGCCCAACCGCAACGUGCCGACCUGCUCGCUACCAGCUGGUACAUCAACGCUUGAUGGAGAAGCUAAGCACUGCUAAAUUUGCAACGAGCCUUAUUGCCUGGGUUUCAAGUCCCUGCAGUAUCAAACGACCAUUUCUCCGCCUAAGCUUCGCACCACCACCCUCGGGUGAGCAGCCAAUAACUUCUCUCUUAUUUAUUCGAGCGGCCCACCGCGUAGUAGACGGGUUUGCAAAAGCUCUCAUGUCUAUUGCACAAGAAAUAAUAGCCACCUCCAUUCCACCACAUAGUCACGGCCUGUGUUGA
Messenger RNA from Akanthomyces muscarius, 372 nucleotides. RefSeq lists its product as uncharacterized. The record is from RefSeq and is a predicted model, not a curated record. The transcript is spliced from 6 exons. NCBI's taxonomy places the organism in Eukaryota, Fungi, Ascomycota, Sordariomycetes, Hypocreales, Cordycipitaceae. The coding region runs from base 1 to 372 and encodes 123 amino acids.